This is a messenger RNA of Acaromyces ingoldii, 717 nucleotides long. RefSeq names its product carbonic anhydrase. Gene Ontology annotation, molecular function: zinc ion binding; carbonate dehydratase activity. The record is from RefSeq and is a predicted model, not a curated record. The transcript is spliced from 4 exons. The coding region runs from base 1 to 717 and encodes 238 amino acids. NCBI's taxonomy places the organism in Eukaryota, Fungi, Basidiomycota, Exobasidiomycetes, Exobasidiales, Cryptobasidiaceae.
AUGUUGCCAACGGCUGCACUGAAACGGUGGCUUCUUUCUAUGCUACUGCUCCUGCCAUCUACUGCAGGCCAUCCUCAUGAGCAAGACCUCGAACCUCGCGAUGCCCAGGCGUCAACCCUAGCAAAAACAGAGAGUCUCCCAAUUGAAGUCUUUCCAUCUAAGGGAACAUGUGCACUAGCUGGCGACGAGAAACUCAACAUCUCACGCUACUAUGCCGUGUCAGACUACUUGACGUUCUUCAACCAUGACGAGAACUUCCAUCCCCGCCACUCAGAGUUCCCAAACCAGCCGAGAGGCGUCGUCGUCACUUGCAUGGAUGCUCGACUGAGCCCGGAAAAGUCGCUAGGAGUGCCCACCGGCUCGCUACACGUCUUGCGGAACGCAGGCGGGAGAGUCAAGAAUAUACUUCCCAGCAUCAUCAUCUCGCAGCUCGUCUUUGGCACAAGAGAUAUCACAAUCAUCCAUCACACCAAGUGUGGGAUGGUGACGCCGCGGAAAGACCUCGAGGAGGCCUUGCACGAACAGGUCAAGCAUCGUCUGGGUCGAGAUGAGACGGACAAGCUCUUCAAAGAGCUCGAUUUCCAUCCGAUCAGCUCGCUCGAGGAAUCGUUGAAGGAAGAUGUCAAAACGGUCCAGAACCACCCCUUACUGGAAAAGUCCAUCGUCCGUGGCUUCAUUUGGAACGUCACCGACGACAGGAUCUAUCGGGUUGUGUAA